This is a messenger RNA of Sciurus carolinensis (gray squirrel), 1246 nucleotides long. RefSeq names its product ribonuclease A family member 9 (inactive) (gene Rnase9). Lineage: Eukaryota; Metazoa; Chordata; Mammalia; Rodentia; Sciuridae. The transcript has 2 exons. Gene Ontology annotation, molecular function: nucleic acid binding. The record is from RefSeq and is a predicted model, not a curated record. The coding region runs from base 117 to 680 and encodes 187 amino acids.
AGGAGGAGACCUUAAAAACGAGAGACUAGUGAAGGACUGAAUUUCUUCCUGCUGGUGUACCCCUUGGACUUCCAUCUUCUGUGAGUCAAUAAAGUUCCUCUUGAGUUUAAGAAAAAAUGAUGAAGACUCUGGUGACCAAGCAUCCACUGCCUCUGCUGCUCCUGCUGCAGUUACUACAACCACUGCAUUUUUGCCAAAGUUAUCAGGGUAUUUCCAACCAAGAUAUAGACGAGUAUGAAGAAAUGAGGGAGGAAUUCUUUGGUACAGGCCCUCCAAGACCUUUUACCAAAAAAAAAUUUGAAAGAUUUUAUAUUGUUGAACCUGGAAGACCAUUAUAUGACUCCGAAUAUUGUAGGGACGUAAUCAUGGAAAGAAACGUUCAUUUCAGGCUAAAAUGUGUCACCGAACAUUAUUUUGUCCUCUCAAACUUUACGGAAAUGCAAAGGAUCUGUUCCUCAGUGUUUGUACCAUGUAAGAAUGGAGUUAGGAAAUGUAAGAGGAGCAGAAAUAUAAUAAGUGGAGUAUAUUGUAAUUUCACAGGAGGAACUACAAUGCCAGAUUGUAAUUACGAUACAUUUGAAAGGCAAGGUUUCGUCCUUGUCACUUGUCGAUGGCAAAAUGAUAUUCAAUCACUUAUUCCUGACAGUAUAAAUGAUAUUGUGACACCAUCUUCAGAAUAACCUUACUUAGACUAAGAAGGUCAUUCUGUCAAAAGUGAGGGAGAAAUCAUCUGCUCUAGGAAAGGACACGAUACCUUUCACAUUGAGGAAUAGCAUUCUCUAAAAAGAGAAACAGUGGUAUAGGCCUUAGUCCCAGGAAUUUAGGAGCCUGAGAAUCAUGUGUUCGAGUUCAAAACCAGUUGGAGCAAUUUAGCAAGCACCUGUCUCAAAACAAGAAGGGCUGGGGAUGUAGCUCAGUGGUGGGACACCCCUGGGUUCAAUCCCCAAUAAACGCCCCCCCAAAAAAAGUGUGUGAAGAUGUCCCCUUUCCACACUGAUUCUUAUCAAUCAGUAUCUUUGAUUCUAUUCACUGUCAUCAUCUCAUCAUCCACCUCCCUCCCUGCCCCAACGCCACUCCAAGGCAACAAGGGCCAGGUUCACAGACAGUGCUCUGUCAGGUGGCUCCACACAGGUCACAGAACGUUUGAACAAGCUAUGACCCUGGAAACCUGAAGUGAGAGGAUGGCCAGCUGGAAGAGAAGCAGGGAAUGGUUGCUUGUAUGUGCUCCAAUGGCUUACUCAUGUGA